AAAAAACCGUUACGAUAGAGCGAAUUCAUCACUCGCGAGCGUUCUUGAGGCACGAAACUGCGGCGCAACAAAGACAAAAACACCAAAAAUUAUCUCAAAACCUGAAAAAAGCAGGUAAUUUCUCCUCAGAAACCGCUCAACAUCUGAGAAAUAUCCGAACGGAGUGCAUAAUAUUUUCAAAUGAGUGGAAAAAUAUCGACUUAAUCGACGACGGUUUAAGGUAAAUUUGAUGACUCGUUGUAACGGUUGAAACGGUCACUUCGGUCUCUGACAGCGGGAAGGGUUGAACAAGAUGAACAACAAAAUUGAAAAAGAAAACGAAAGCAGUGAAUACAGCAACCACGAGGAGGAGGUCCGGACUCUGUUCGUCAGUGGCUUGCCCUUGGACAUAAAGCCACGUGAGCUCUAUCUCUUGUUCAGGCCGUUUAAAGGUUAUGAAGGCUCAUUGAUAAAGCUUACCUCAAAACAGCCGGUGGGGUUUGUGAGCUUUGACAGCAGAUCAGAGGCUGAGGCGGCCAAGAAUGCCCUGAACGGAGUUCGCUUCGACCCGGAAAUCCCACAGACUUUGCGGUUGGAGUUCGCCAAGGCCAACACAAAAAUGGCCAAGAACAAACUGGUAGGGACGCCCAACCCCCCUCCUUCUCAACAGAGCCCUGGACCACCCUUCAUCAGCAGGGACCCCUAUGAGCUGACAGUGCCUGGUCUGUAUCCCAGCAGCCCUGACGUGUGGGCAUCGUACCCGCUGUACCCCGCAGAGCUGUCGCCCGCUCUCCCGCCUGCUUUCACCUACCCUUCCUCUCUGCACGCUCAGAUCCGUUGGCUCCCACCAGCAGAUGCUCAGGGCUGGAAGUCCAGGCAGUUCUGCUGAAAUAUGUGUUCCUUAUGUGUGAUGGUGGCCACGGAUGGCCUUGAUCGAGCUGCCCCUUCAUUUCACCCCUUACUUUCUGUCUUUCUCUCUGUCUUUCUCUUUCUUCCUUUCUCUUCCUCUCCUUCCAGCAGUCCAAAAUCAGGGGCCUCCAGACUCACCUUCUUCAGUCAUGGACCACAGGUUAACACCACGCCCCCACCGGGCUACAGGGCAAAUCAAGACCACCUCUGCCUCCAUCACACAAUCCCCCCUCCGCGCCGCUCUUUUUUCUACUGUUACACCACUAACACUUUGAUAGAAGGAGUACACACGACGGUAGCAUUAAAAAAUGCUGCAUUCAUGCUGCCAGUGGAGUCACUCAUACAUUUCUGCUAUGUGAUGUGCGCACGAUAAGACUGUAUAAAAAAAUAUGAAUUUUCUGCUCAUUAUUCAGUUAUUAAUCUUAUUCAGUAGCUACUAUGAAUUAUUCUAAUAGUAAUCAGUAACCACUAUUAAACAAAAAUCUAAGUUAUACAGUUUUAAGAGUGAGACAUUGAGCUCCACCAACAAAUGUAUUCUUUCAUAGCAACUGUUGCAAGGUUGGACAAGCUUUACAGAGCGCAGGUCAAAAUCCCACUCAGCCUAAUGAGAAACUGUAGCGCUGUAGCUAAGCUUUUGUCAGAACACCUGUAUUUAGUGUGUGUUAUUAAUUUCAAAGGUUAUUUAUAUUGCGUAUGUGGGAAAGGUCACACUGUCAGGUUAGAUCAGGUGUAGUUGUUUUGAAUCAAGCUAACACUAGCAUGCAAUUUCCAACCUACCUAGUAAUUUCCAAACUAUCUAGUUUCAAUUAACUACAAGCUUGGUAGGCUAACAUUUUAAUCUUAGAACCCAACAUUAUGUAGCGGCUCUAAACAAACGUUUUUAGCAGUUCAAUAUGAAUAACCACUAACGUAUUUAAAUACUUAUUUUAACUAAAACGACUCACAUUUUCUCAUUAGGUUGAAUGUUUGUUUUGUUAGUGUUCUGUAAAGAUAGCAACAGUUGCUAUGAAAGAAAGUGUAGGCUCACAUUUGUACUGCCUGUACAAAUCCUCAGUUUUUCACCACAAACCCUGUGACCUCUGUGCAGUGAUGACUAAGCCAUGCAGGUGAAAUGUGGAACUCCUUGUAUUGAAAUGUUAUGGUUGUGUAUUAAUCAUAUUAUCUCUACCAUUAUUAUUAUUGUUAUUAUUGUCGUUGUUGUUAUUUACAUUGAUUAUACCUAAAAAGAAAUUCUGAUCAAGUUGACGCAUGACUCGCCAAAAUGAUGACGCUGUACAUUUUUAGAUAUUUUGAAGAAAAAUACGAAGUAUUUUUGUAAUCAAGUGAAUGUUUUAGUGCUGUGUGUUUGAUUGCUGAUGUUGUCCGUUACGUGUGCGAGAAUUUCAGUUUGAUGACUCUGAAUGUGUUCUCUCUUUGCUCUCUGAAUGUGUUCUAUCUUGCCCAGUUGUCCUAUGCAUGCUCGCUUCAUACAUGUGCUCUUUUGUAGCAACUGUUUCUAGGUUGGCCAAGCUUUACAGUGCUGGUAAAAAUACCAUUCAACCAAAUGAGAAACUGUAGAACACACUCAGUUUAUAUCACAAUACCUACAUUUAGAGUGAGUUAUUCAUUCAACCGAAUGAGAAGCUAUAGAACACACUCAGUUUAUAUCACAGUACCUACAUUUAGAGUGAGUUAUUCAUUCAACCUGAGAACUGUAGAACAGACUCAGUUUAUAUCACAGUACCUACAUUUAGAGCGAGUUAUUCAUUCAACCUGAUGAGAAGCUGUAGCUUACAACUCAGUUUUUUUAAAUGCUUAAAUUUACGGUGUAUUAUUAAUUUAAAACGAAUACAUUUAUUUCAUGUUCAUGUGGAAGGUCACACUUUUAGGACAGGUGUAGUAUCUUGGGCCUAUUUCUGCAUUCAAUCAAUCUAACGUUACCAUAUUCGUGGCAAAUUCGUUAUUGUCUGACCUGCCUAGUGUUAUAUUUUAAACUGAAAGCUCGACAUUAUGUAGCAUUUCAAUGUGAAUGAUUUAAAUAUUUUAAACUGCGCUACAGUUUCUCAUUAGGUUGAAUAGUGUUUUUGCUAAUGUUUAGUAAAGCUUGUUCAACCUUGCAACAGUAGCUACAAGUAGGACACAUUUGAGUAUGACAGAGCAUGGAUAGGUAAACUCUGUUCUCUCUCCUGUAGCAUUAUUAGUAUGAGGAUGUCAGAGCAACAAAAGCAUUGAGAAAGAAUCAUGUAGCACAGCAGAGAAUCGUAGUUAAAUGACUUUAUUCAGAUAUUAAUUGCAUGGUACAGAUUUUUAGCUGGUUCUGAUAAUCAGACCUCUUUGUUACUGGCCUUAUGAUGCCAUGCAGUGAUAGAACGGUAUUGGAUGUCAUAAAGAGUAAUAUUUUAUCUUUUGGGUCAAAUUGCUUUGUUUUCCCAAUUUAUUCCAGCUGUUUUCCCUGGCAGAAAGACAUCCAAGCCAAACUUGUGUUUGAGUUAUCUCUGCAUUUUAGGCAUUUAUUUUGUAACUGCAUCUACUGUAACAGCACCAUGAAAUCUUUUUUCCUUAACCCUUAGAAGUCAAAUUAGUGCUGCUCGUUAUUAAAACACAAUUACAUAACUACAUAUUUAAUGAAUAUUAAUGUCUUUGAACUUCUGAGAUUUUUUAGAGUACCUUGGACAUUAAGAAAACAAACAAAUCAGUCCUUAACCAAAUUAAUCAUCUCAUAAAUCCCAGAUAAUCACACUGAAGCUCUUAUUUUGGACAUAUUCUGAGAAGAAGCAGUUCAUUGUAAAGACUAUUAUGCUUAGAACAGUUAGUGGUUCCAUACAAUUGGAUGAAUGAUGGAACAGUCCAUUGAGAAGCCUAAAGACCAGAACAGAUGUUUAAUUACACAGUUAAGGUCACACUGUAAGUUUUAUGGAUUUGGGGACUUUUUUUUUGAGCCCUCUCUUGUGGAAUAAUACUUUAGUCUGUGGGUUGUGCUUUGGACCCCAUCCCUAAAUGGAUGAAUCUGAUGAUUAUGAGCACGUUAGCAUGUUAAAAGAGUAUUCAAAGAGAACUCAAUCAAAACUUGGUGAAGGAUGUGUCUUCUGAGGAUGUAAGUGAACGAUCUACUAUUGUCGUCAUAUCUUGCUGAUGCUGAUUUUGCAUUUAAAAUCUAAAUAUUGAACCAUACUGUAUUUUUAAGCCUCUGCAUGUGAGACGUUAGUAUGUAAAAAUGUACAACGCGUUACGAAAAACUCCCAAUCUGACGCCUCUGACUUUUAAAUGAUUAUUUCAGGCAUUACAGGGUGACUCGCAGUAGUGCAUGCACACCAUAUUUGUUUGUAUUUUCACUUCUUACAAAGUGCAUUAUUUACAUACUUAUUUGUAUAAUUAAAUACACUUAAAUUCUGCAAAAUGUAUUUUCUUUCUGCAACAGAAAGCUGUACAGGUACAAUAACUUUCUAUCAAAAUCAAACUAUAAUAAAUCUCCUCUUCUACUCGACUCGAGUGAGAUAUAAUGCAUAUAAAAUUACAGCACAUUCCUGUUAUCACAGAUGACUUCUAAGGGUUAAAGCUGAGUAUUGAUGUUCCAGUAGAGGCAGGUAAUGUGAAUGUUAUUCGUAUAGACGUACACUGUAUGGAUGAUGUGACAGCGCUGGUUCUCCGAUUUGGCAUCUCUGCUAGCAUGCCGUCCUUUUUUCUUAUUGUAGAAAAGUAAUUUUUCAUACCUGUGAGUGUUUUUUUCCAAGGGUGAAGGGUGUCAUAUAUUUUCGGAUCUGAGAAAGAGAAAAAAGGAGAGAAAAAACUCCAGUCCAGUGUUUGUAAAGUCUAAAAAUAGCUUCAUAUGUCUCUCUCCCUCUUCUGAUGCUAUUGUGGUCGUUGCAUUGGGACGAGAAACGAAAAUACUUCAAAACCCGUCCGGUCUUCAGAACGCGUGAGCUGGAGAUGAACUCAAUACUGAAGCCAUUUGUUUUUCGUGCAUGCUUUUGGCAUGAAUCUAUUUUCAUUUGUUCAUUUUCUUCAGUGUACGUGGUUAAUAUGUAAUAUCAACAUCUGAUCUUCCUUUUUUUUGAGUGUGGUUUUGCCAGAAGAUACUGUAUGAAAUGUCUUUGUGGAAAAAAUAAUAAAAAAUGAUUUUUUAUAUAAACAAACUCUACUGA
This is a messenger RNA of Colossoma macropomum (tambaqui), 5009 nucleotides long. Its product is annotated as RNA-binding protein with multiple splicing-like. Bases 293 to 868 code for a protein of 191 amino acids. The transcript is spliced from 9 exons. The record is from RefSeq and is a predicted model, not a curated record. Lineage: Eukaryota; Metazoa; Chordata; Actinopteri; Characiformes; Serrasalmidae. Gene Ontology annotation, molecular function: mRNA binding.